GCCGUAAGUAUGAGUUAAGCAGAGGCCAAUGCUUAAGGCCAAAUUCACCACUCCCCUCUUCGGGCCUCUCUCUCUCUCUCUCUCUCGCGUACACGCGCGCACAUACUGUGGCUGUGGCGGCAGACUCUCGGAGCAUUUCGCUUACCUCGAUGGCGACACCGCACACAAUCUUGUCUGACGAAGCCGAACCUAGGAUCCAAUUCGCGACCCUGCAGCAGCUCUUUAAGGAGAUCGAAACAACUACCUCGGACGAACUCGUUGUACAGAAUGUGUCUCGACAAGAUUAUGAUAGCAUCUCUCGGGAGCGCGAGGCCCGAACCCGCAAGUUUGGCCUUCGAUGCUACUACGCAGAUCUGCACCUCAUGAUUGUUACCAUCCCGAGGUGGGCCCACGAGCACAGCCAUACCUCCCUAUAUGGAGAGAUUUUUAUUUUGCUUCAUUUGAUGGGGAUAACUUCGGUAGAGUGGGGUGCUGGAGGUCAUACGACGUACGAACGACCUAAUGGGGACGCAGGCGAGGGGGACUCGACUGGCGUGCCGAUAAUACGUGCACGCGCUGGAUCUCAACCUUGGCCUACGUUGGUCAUCGAAUCUGGAUUUUCCCAAAGUUUGGCAUCUUUACGGACGAAAAUGCGGUGGUGGUUUUCUGCCUCGGGUCACGAGGUAAAAAUUGUCGUCCUGAUCAACUUAUGCCGCGCUCAGCGUAAGAUGGUCGUCGAGAAAUGGGUCGAAAGGCCAGUACCACUCCGUCCAGAACCAGCAACAACGCUCGACACCUCAGCCGCUCUAGAGCCUACUGUUCUUUGCGACCAGAUAGUUACCGUCGAGCCACGUCCCGCCAAUACUACCCACCAAGCCCCGGCGUCCUAUGUGGUGACUAGAGGCCCACUGCGACUGGAAUUUCACUUACUUCUGCUCAGGGCGCCAUCAGAGCCGGGCGAGGGCGAUGUGGUCGUGCCUGUCAGGUUCUUUGAGGGCCUAGCAGAGAGAGUGUGGCUACGGUAGCUGUCACGUAGCAAUUGAGUCAGCCCUUAUAAACCUACAUACCGCAAAGCGUAAGUGUAGGCGUCUACGUUUUACGCGACAAUACCACUGGGUGGAACUGGCGAAGUUGUUUUCUUGGUGGAUUGGAAGGAGGAGAUCUGAUC
Durotheca rogersii is the source of this 1147-nucleotide messenger RNA. RefSeq lists its product as uncharacterized. Bases 150 to 1004 code for a protein of 284 amino acids. The transcript has 2 exons. Lineage: Eukaryota; Fungi; Ascomycota; Sordariomycetes; Xylariales; Xylariaceae. The record is from RefSeq and is a predicted model, not a curated record.